This is a messenger RNA of Solanum pennellii, 1515 nucleotides long. Its product is annotated as putative F-box/FBD/LRR-repeat protein At5g56810. The record is from RefSeq and is a predicted model, not a curated record. The coding region runs from base 1 to 1515 and encodes 504 amino acids. Gene Ontology annotation, molecular function: protein binding. The transcript has a single exon. NCBI's taxonomy places the organism in Eukaryota, Viridiplantae, Streptophyta, Magnoliopsida, Solanales, Solanaceae.
AUGUCAAUAAGUGAUAAAUUCUGUGAAUUUAUCAUUCACAAAAUAUUUUCCUACCUAAGUUAUGAAGAUGCAGCCAAUUCAAGUCUUAUAUCUAAAAUAUGGCAACAAGCAUGGUUGACUCAACCUAAUUUGAAGUUCAAAGUUGAGUAUGGCAAAGGAAAUAAUAAUAGAAAAAUAGUUGAGAAAAUUAUGGAGAGAUAUAAGGAUGAAAAAUAUCCAAUUGACAAGUUUGAACUUGAUAUUACAUCUUCUCCUUAUCAUCAUGCACUUGCUUUUCCUCGAAUUGAUAACUGGCUCGACACUGCUCUUCAGAAUGGUGUAAAAGAUGUGGUAUGUGAAGUUAAUGUUCCUUCAUACCCAUUCCCUAUUUCCGCAUUCUUGAUAUCAAAAUCUUUAAGAGAAUUGGUUCUAACGGGUUGUGAUAUAAUGAGUCUUUUGUUAUCUACUAGUCCUAUGAAUUGUCAUUCUUUGAGAAAGCUUUCUUUGUGUGAUGUUCGUUUAGAUCACCACGUUCUUCAGACUCUACUUAAUUGUUGCCCCUUGAUUUCCGAUUUGGAGAUUAAGAAUUGUUCUUUAUUGACAAAGAUUGAGUUGAGGAAUCUACAAAACAUCAAGUCGUUUCAUAUUUCACCAACUGAUGAAACCCUAAGUGUUAAAAUUCAAGCACCAUCUCUAGAGCACUUGUCGAUUUUCGAGCAAAUUGUUGCAUUUGAUAUCAUUGAAUGUCAAAAUCUAAAAUCUUUAGAACUAUCACUUUUGUCCAUAUCUCAAGAAUCUCUCGAGAACCUUAUUUAUACAUCCCAAAACCUCGAGAGCUUGAUAUUAUAUUACGUUUCUGGAGAGUUAAAUGAAAGAUUCAACAUUCGUAGUAGUCCAUCCCUAAAGGUUUUGAGGAUUGAGGGUUGUAACGACAUAGGGGAGAUUGAUGCUUCGAAUUUGGUAUCGUUUGAGUAUGAUGGAGAUGGAAUUCCCGAUCUUAAAAUUGUAAACGAGUCUCUUCAACUGAAGAAAUCGCAAGCAUGUCUUAGUUGUUACAGUAAUUCUACUGACGUGGAAUGGUUUUGUAAGAUGAAGAAGUUUCUAUCAAACUUGACCUCUUGGUCUCAAGUUUCCCUUCAUAUCGGUGAAUGCAAUGACAUUAACUUGAUAGAUUUGGAGUCACACCCUAGGGUUGCUAUCCCUAAAGUGCUUGUUUUAGAUAUAUAUAUGAGAUAUAUUGAUGUAAGCACGUGUACUAAUUUUGUGGAUGCUUUGCUAUGGAGUUGUCAUCCCAAGAUACUUAACCUAGUUUCCUCGAUUGAAACAAUUAUAUGUUUCUUGGAUCGUUUAACGUACCUGAAGAAUUCGAGUCAUUCUACUUUUGAUGGAAGCGUGUUUUGGCAUAGUUAUCGAUUAAAAGAAGUAAAAGCUUUCAAAUAUAUCGCGGAAAAUGAGCAUGUUGAAGUUGAUAGAGAAGAUUUGGCUAUGAUGACACGAACUGAGAUGAGUAAAUCUUUUUUCCUAUUAGAUUGGUGA